Molecule: messenger RNA, 1140 nt
Organism: Paracoccidioides lutzii Pb01
Product: DUF52 domain-containing protein
Exons: 3
Coding region: 1-1140 (379 amino acids)
Source: RefSeq, a predicted model, not a curated record
AUGCCCUCCAGAGAAGCAACUCAUGCUGGAUCCUGGUACUCAGACCACGAACCCACUCUCUCCAAACAGCUGGACCAGUGGCUUGCACAGGUCCCUGACGAAUUGCCUGAUAUAGGUCCCCUUCCCAUCCCCGGAGCCAGAAUUAUCAUUGCUCCUCAUGCCGGCUACGCCUACUCGGGACCUUGCGCUGCUUUCGCUUACAAGACACUGGACCUCUCCAAUGCAGAACGCAUCUUCCUCAUCGGCCCCUCCCACAACCACAUUCUUUCCACACUUGCCCUUCCACAACUAACCUGCUACUUAACCCCUCUCUCCCGCGAACCCCUCCCCCUUGACACAGAAUUAAUCGCCCACCUCCUGACUUCUACCAAUGCCUCUAACCACCGCUUUACAACCAUGUCCCCCGCCGUCGACUCUGCCGAACACAGCCUAGAACUCCACCUGCCCUACAUCCACCACCUCCUCCGUCGCCUCUAUCCCACAAAGCCCACAGCCCAAUACCCACCACUCGUCCCAAUAAUGGUCGGCAGCACCCUUCCAGCCGCUGAAGCAGCGUUCGGUUCCGUGCUAGCUCCGUACCUCGCUGACCCAUCAAACGCUUUCAUAAUCUCCUCGGAUUUUUGCCACUGGGGCCUCCGCUUCGGCCAUACAUAUUACGUCCCCAAUGCCCGGAAACCCGCGGAAUCUUUGCCGCUCUCGUAUCCGCAAUUGCCUUUACCGUCCACUUCUGAUGCCGGAGUUGCAGCGGAAGCCAUUGAGGCUGUAGCGGGAGGGAUUUCAUUGAAGGUUAAAGAUAAAGAUCGCGUGCGUAAAGGCGUUGCUGGUGUCCCCCUGAUUCAUGAAAGUAUCUCUGCGUGUGAUGUUGCGUGCAUGACAGCCAUUGCGUCGGGGGAGACGCGCGGGUUUUUGGACGCGUUGAGGAAGACGGGCAACACGAUUUGCGGGAGGCAUCCUAUCGGGGUGGUUAUGGCUGGAUUGGAGAUUGUUAGGGGUAGCAAAGAAGGGGGUGGUAAACUCGAUGCUGUAGAUGGUGAGAUGCAGAAAUGUAGGUUCCAUUUUAUCCGGUAUGAGAGGAGCUCGGAUGUUGUGGCUGUGGGGGAUAGUUCGGUUAGUUAUGUUUCUGCAUUUGCAGUGCUGUAG